UUACAACUAUACAUACCUAGAGCCGAGUCUGUGUGGAACUUACCUUUUUUACGCAAUGGAAAACGACAUGUGGUAACUUCACUAAGCGGCUGCCUGCCUGUGCGGGUCCGCAGCUCCGUUCCACCUCCAGCAGCUUGCAAGAAGCCGUCAUUUUCCCCUUCUGAUCCUCGCUUCCAGCGCAGCCGUCUUUCAGGGAGCGAGGGGCGGCCGCUCUUGAACAUUUUAACCUAAUAUACAGGUAGUUUAGUAGUUGUUUAACGAAAAAGAAACCGAAAUACGCCAGGACCAAACAAAAAACAUGGGGUUUGAUGUUACUCUCGUGGACGCUAGUGCGAAGAAAGAAUCCAAUGUCUGUCCGCACUGCCACCUGAUUCUGGAUACACCUAUGCAAACUGAAGAAGGCAUCAGGCUCUGCAAAGGGUGUCUCGACGAAAUAAAGAUCAAGCCCGGAGGAAGAUGCAAUUGCUGCGACGUUACUGUGAAGGAAGGGCAGUACUAUCCAGAUAGAGCAGCCCUGAGAGAGGUGAACGCAAUUCUCGUCUUCUGUCGCCACAAGAAGUUUGGUUGCAGCUGGCAGGGAAGGUUGGAGCUGUACAAGUCUCAUGUUGCCGGGUGUGAAUUUGCAGGAGUGUCUUGUCCAAACGCAGGCUGUCAUGAGAUGGUUCUGGCCAUCCAGCUCCAGUCCCACCUCGCCCAGUGUCUCUAUCGCCUGGUUACCUGCUCUCACUGCCAGGAGAAACUGGUUGCUAAAGACUUAGAGGGCCACCAUUCCUCCAGCUGUCGUAUGUAUCCAGUGGACUGUGAGAGGUGUGGAGAGAAGGUCGUCCAUAGACACCUGCUGAAUCACCAUCUCCAACACAGCUGUAGACUGGAGGAAUGCCUUGUCUGUAACUCUCUGGUCGACAGAAAGACGUCCAAACAUGUGGGAUCCUCUGGAGAUCUCUCUCAUUCUUCCUCAUCUUCCUCUACUGCUACUGAUGACUCCUCAAAAUCCCAAUCUGCGACCCCCUCUGGGGGCCAGGGGGGCAAGAAAUCUGGCCCCCGCUCCAAACAAAAGCAGCAGAGGAAGGGGGAGAAGUCAUCGGCCGUGGCGACGACAGAGGAGAGAGAGGAGGGGCAGGGGGAGGAGGAUGGAGGGUAUCAUUUGGGACAUCCGACGGCUGUGUUCAGACAUGUGCAGACCUUGGCAACCCAGCAGGAGCUGUUGAGGACUGAUAUGGCAUCUCUUUCGCGGACAACAGUGACUCGUCUUACUGAGGCCGCCUCUCGUGAUUCCCAUGGCAACGAAGAGCUGGACGAAGGAGUGAUAAAGCUGAUUGGUCGACUUGAGGACCAGCUGAAGGCAUUCAGACGGCAGAUGGAGACUGAGAGGAAUAAUCGUAUUGCGGUAGAGGAGAGGAUGAACGGACUAACGAAGGAGAUGGAGACAGUGAGAGCAAGCAGUGGAGGAGGAGGAGGGGGAGUGGGGAAGGUGGGAGGGAGAGAGUGGGAGGGAGGAGGGGAAGGACACGUGAGAUCGAGACUGAUGAUGUUGGAGCAGAGAACGGAGCAACAAGAGAGAGAGACUAGCACCCUGAAGGUAAACAUGUCAGAGUUGGAGUUACAGCUCCAAGCCUCUCUCGCCUCAACCCACAACGGAUCGUUCCUAUGGAGAAUACCCGAGGUUGCUAGGAGACGGAGAGAUGCCAUCGACGAGAGAAUUACUUCCAUUUACAGCCCACCAUUCUAUAGUGGCAGGAAUGGCUACAAGAUGUGUAUUAGAGCAUAUCUCAAUGGCGAUGGAAGUGGAUAUAAAACUCAUUUCUCAGUGUUUUUUGUGUUAAUGAGAGGAGAAUUUGAUCCCCUUCUAAAGUGGCCUUUCGAGUACAAGGUGACUAAUUAUUUGUUUUUAACUAGCUGUCACUCUUUUCUGUGUCAUGUGCUGUGUCGUGAAUUUUCAAAGUGCAAAAUAUCACCAAAUUCGCAAAACUUUUGCUUCCUUAAAAGCGAAAUCUUUAUACUAAGCUCUGAAGAUUGUUGAUGUGCUAAGAUUUUGAGAACUAGAAAAUUUUGCUGUUGUGGUUACAAAACAUCUGGAACGGUUGUUAAACAGGCAAUUAUUGCGUUUCAUUCAAACGUUUGCUGAACAUCCUCCUCCUCCUUCCUCCAACUGGCAGGUUUCACUCAUCCUUGUGGACCAGGAUCAGCGGAAACACGUUGUGCAGACAUUCAAACCGACGGCCGAGAGCUCUUCGUUCAAGAGACCGACUAGUGAUAUGAACGUUGCCUCAGGCUGCCCCCAGUUCUCCAAGCUAAACGUACUAGAUGAUUCCAGUUAUGUAAAAGACGAUGUGCUCUAUCUGAAAUGUAUCAUUGACACUUCUCGUAUAUUUCAUCCGUAGUGACUGAGUAGUGACCACCUCCAUCAUCACUUUUACGUUGAUCAAUCACCCUUAUACACUUCAUGUGGGUGAUUAUUGCCCCUUGGUGACAAUAUAUUAUAUGAACCCUUCAGUUGUUGAUACUGAUAUUAAUUUUUUACAUUGCGCAGGCAUUUACAUUUUUUUUAUGCAUUAAAAAUUAUGAAAGUGCAUUAAAAUUAUGAGAACAAGUGUG
Geodia barretti is the source of this 2595-nucleotide messenger RNA. NCBI's taxonomy places the organism in Eukaryota, Metazoa, Porifera, Demospongiae, Tetractinellida, Geodiidae. The record is from the annotation of a GenBank genome assembly.